Octopus bimaculoides (California two-spot octopus) is the source of this 3612-nucleotide messenger RNA. Its product is annotated as tRNA pseudouridine synthase-like 1. The record is from RefSeq and is a predicted model, not a curated record. NCBI's taxonomy places the organism in Eukaryota, Metazoa, Mollusca, Cephalopoda, Octopoda, Octopodidae. Gene Ontology annotation, molecular function: pseudouridine synthase activity; RNA binding. Gene Ontology annotation, biological process: tRNA pseudouridine synthesis.
AGCAGUACAAACAUACCCAGCUUGCAUAUUUAAACGACAUAUUCGACGUUUGUAGACAGAUUCUACUCUCACAUCUUAAAAAGGAAAAACUCAAGGAAUAACGUAACCAUAGAUAUUUCCCAAAAGAAGGCUAUGCAAGUAGCUGCUUUCACAAGCACACUAGUAGUAGACAGAAGGCUUCAUUCACAAAGGCAACAUAAUCUAGUUCAUUAUUAUUUAUUUUGCUCGACCAAAAUGCUAUGUAGACUACAAAUUAGUUGUACUUCGUAAGGAUAUUUCUUACCUACGUAUAUGUAACUUUAUCUAAUGCAAGUGUAGACGGGAAAAAAAAAAAAAAGAAAUCACAAUUUUUUUCACCCUAGAGCCAACUCAUUCCAUUCUCGUAUACAAUUUAUAAAAGGAAUAUUAAAUCGACCCUCGUAUUUGACUGUCAUUUCGUUUUUAUCGACCUCGAAAGGAUGAAUAACGAAGUUGAAGUUGACCUCGGUGAGAGACGAAGAGGAAACAAGUAUUUUGUUUCGACGCUCAACAGUCUUGGCAUUCCACUGGACUGUCAUGAAAAUGAGGAAAUAAGAUAAAACGUGAUCAACUGUUCGUUACUGCAUGACUAAAUAUUUUGUCUAUAUCCUCUGAAUUCAUCCAAUAACUUGAACACUAAAUGAAAAGUCGAACAAGGUUGCUUUUGUAUAGAAUACAUAUAUAAUUAUGCUACGUUUUCUGUACUUCAAUGCUUUAAGUUCAAAUAUCAUUCGCAGAGUCAGCUUCGUCUCUAGGUGUUCCGGGAUCAAGAUACAUAAAUACUCAUUUUACGAUUUAAUCGACUAAACCCUUUUCUCUGCAAAGAAUCAAUAAAAAUGAAAAAGGAAGUAGGCGCUACGUUGGGUGAGGAGAAACAAAUGGUAUAUAGACAGACACAUUUCUGAAAUCAAAUUCGUUGAUUUUCUUUCAUCACCUAGAAAACAGCCUCGCCGAGAUAUAAAACGAUAACGAAUAAUAUUGAUACUAAUAACAAUAAUGAUAUUGAUGAUGACUGUGAUAGAAACAUGAAUUGAUAAGUAGACGUUCUUAACUACAAACUUUUUAUAAAAGUACAGCAAACAGAAGAAAUAUGCUGAGGUUACCUUGAGAUGAUGUUGUUCCCUGUCAUUUUAAGACGAUAACCGUUACACAAUUAGGUGUAAUUAUAAUUAAACAAGAAAGCAAGUGAAAAGAAAAAAAUAACUCUUGAAAUGGGACGCUUUUUAAUAUUCGUAUCGUAUAUUGGAACAAACUACAGUGGUAUCCAAAAACAACUUCUGAAUCAGGGCUUAAAAGUUUUGACUAUUCAGGAACAGCUAGAGGUUUCUUUGAAAUCACUGAAUCCUAGAAAUGUUGUGAAGACUUCUGUUUCCAGCCGUACAGAUGCAGGUGUUCAUGCCUUUCAGAAUACAAUGCAUUGUGAUCUUCUCCGCAAGAAUGAAGAUUGUGAAUAUGAACCAGAAUUUUUGAAAAAUGGAAUGAACUAUUGGCUAAGGAAAAAGAAAGAAACAAUACGGGUCACCAAUGUCCUCAGAGUAAACGAUGACUUUCAUAGCCGACGUCAGAUCAAAAACCGUACCUACAUGUACCGUCUUGCUAUUCCCUUUAAAGAAAUAGCACCCCAAACUGGUCACUCUGCAUUAACUCUCUUGGAGAAAAAUCAUGCACACAUUAUUUGGACACCCAUAGACAUGAGGAAACUCAUGAGUGCUGCUGAAGCAAUGGUUGGAACUCAUGACUUCACUGCUUUUUCGACAAUCAAGUCAAUACGAGAGAAAAAUGAGUCACCCAUCAGAACCGUCUCAAUCAAUGUAAAACUCGGUCGGACUGCUCUAAAGCAACAUAAUCCUGGCUUGGAAUUUUGGGAGGUAUACAUUCAAAGCCGGUCCUUUUUGUUCAGGCAGAUUCGUCGAAUGGUUGGUGCCAUGGUGCAGGUGGCACUGGAUGAACUGACAGUUGCUGACAUCCAGCAGAAAUUGCUAAGGCCUUCUUUAAAGGCCACUGACACAAAAAUCAAAAGUUUACCCGCUUGUGGACUUUAUCUCUCCAAUAUAUAUUAUGAUCCCAAAGAUCUGAUUUACACACCGACUGCCAAAUCAGAGCCUGAUGACUUGAAUCCAACUGAUAAAGAUGCUGAUGACUUAAACUCAACUGAUGAUGAUGAAGAGGACUUAGAUGCCAGUUCUGAGAAAAUAUAAUAUUUUCAAAUUAUCUUCAAAUUAUCAGUGAUACUUAGUUGUUGCUUUUGUUUGUUGGAGUGUUUUGUGUUAUUUUUAAACAAAAAUGUUGCUUCCAUUUAAAAAAAAAAAAUGGAAAUCUGUCACAGAAUUGUAUAACACACAAUCACAACAGCAACAACAACUGUCACUUUAAGACCGUUUUCCUUGCUAAAGCAAGGGUUAACUUUUUGUGGGUCUUAUGACCUUCUCCAGGGUUAGCUUCAUUGAGGUCCUUUGUCCUUCUCCAUUUUGCCCUAUCUUCUACAUCCCCUCUCACUAAACUAUCCACCCAGUGACACAUCUAGAAUGUGUGCCACCCAAGGCAACCCUUGAGUUUGCCAAUACCACCCCUUGCCUCCCAGCAUGGGGUGGUAUUCUCCCGGUGAGCUGGCAGAAUUGUUAGCAUGUCGGGCAAAAUGCUUAAUGAUAUUUUGUCUGCUACUACGUUCUGAGUUCAAAUUCCGCCAUGGUCAACUUUGCCUUUCAUCCUUUUGGGGUCAAUAAAUUAAGUACCAGUGAAACACUGGGGUCAAUGCAAUCGACUAGACCCCCUCCCCCAAAAUUUCAGGCCUUGUGCCGAAAGUAGAAAGGAUUAUUAAACUGGCAGAGCUGGUAGAACCAUUAGCACGCCGGGCAAGAUGCUUAGUGGCAUUUUGUCCAUCUUUAUGUUCUGGGUUCUAAUUGUGCCAAGGUCAACUUUGCCUUUCAACCUUUCUGGGUUGAUGAAAUAAGUAGCAGUGAAGCAUUGGGAAUGAUGUAAUCUACUACCCAACUUCCUUCAAAUUUCAGGCCUUGUGCCUAUAGAAAGGAUUAUUAAACUGGGGUCCCAGGAACAGAAAUUUUGAUGGAAGGUUUUAAUUUAGAUUACUUUAAAACUGGAUGUCUGUAUCAUAAAACAAAGAGAAAUCUUGGUUAGGUUGGUAUCAAAAGGGUUGCAUUAAAAGUUUCAGAGCAAUGGGACUGUGUAUAUAAACACAGCCAGAAACUUAUUGUCUCUAGUAUUCAAAAUAUUUGGAAUAUUUUUCAGAAUAUUUCAGUAAAUGAGUUCUAUUAAUAUGCCAGAAGGUUUCAACAAGUUCAGUAACUCUGUAGUUUCUUCAAAUUCCAGAUUAUUCCCUCUUGUGGCUUGUGCGAAUUUGAUUGCUCUCAUUAGGGAAAUGAGUUGCCUUCAAGAAUGGAUUAAAUUUUUUUUUAAUGUAAAAACGCUCUUACUCAUGCUGGUAAACUCAUUAAUUAAUAGCUACAUACUCAAGUGAAUUGAUUAUCUUAGGAGAGUGAUGAUUUCAGAAAUUUUUGUUUUUAGUAAGAAGGGGCUGGAGAUUUUGCUAACCAUUUAGAUUUUUUGGUAUUUAAAUAAACAUAUUUUAUUUUUCUA